Messenger RNA from Endocarpon pusillum Z07020, 1161 nucleotides. RefSeq lists its product as uncharacterized. Lineage: Eukaryota; Fungi; Ascomycota; Eurotiomycetes; Verrucariales; Verrucariaceae. The coding region runs from base 1 to 1161 and encodes 386 amino acids. The transcript is spliced from 4 exons. The record is from RefSeq and is a predicted model, not a curated record.
AUGUCUACUUUUCCACCAUCUGCCGCGACAGAUCCAAAUCUGCCUCAUAAUUCGUUGGUCCCGCAUAUCAUAGGUGUAUGCUCUACGAUGCUGGUCCUGGUCACGCUUGUGAUCGUUGCCAGGUUCUGGAUCCGUUGGACUUUGGUCAAGGCCCGACUGGGGCCUGAUGACUGGUGUAUCUUGGUGUCAUGGGUGUUAGCGGUAGCUUUGGAUCUUGAUGGUAUCAAUCAGAUAAGAUAUGGGCUUGGGCGACAUAUCUACGAUUUGUCUCCGGACACAAACUUCAGUGUGUCACUCGAGCUCUGUUACUUUGGUGAAAUCUUGUACUACCUCUGCGUGGGCACGACAAAGGUUGCGAUCCUUAUCCUUUACCUCCGUCUUGUUGUCCAGCAGACAUAUCGCAUGCUCAUCUGGGCGUGCAUAGUCUUCGUCAUCCUGACUGCCUUAUCUUGCGUGAUCGCCAGUAUAGUUCAGUGUACUCCGGUGCAUAAAGCCUGGGAUGCUGCGGGGAAUGUUGCUGGAUCUUGUUUCAAUGUCAAUGCACUUUUCUUCGCCAACGCGGGACUUAACAUUCUUCAAGAUGCACUUGUCUAUAUUCUUCCGAUGAAGAUGCUGUACGACUUAAAGGUUCCGCGGAGACAAAAAAUUGCUCUCAUGUUUGUUUUCGCUGUCGGUGGUUUCGUCGUUGUCACAGGCAUGGUGCGACUCAAUUCAUUGAAAGUUGCCCUGAGAACACCCGAUCCCUCUUACGACAAUUUUGGCGCUGUUAUUUGGUGCGCCAUCGAGUGUAAUACCGGUAUAGUGUGCGCUUCUUUGCCCUAUUUCAAACCACUCAUCGACCACUUCUACCCCAACUUGAUGGGCCACAGCCGGGGUUCUGCAAAAAUGGUUCGCCUCACCAAUGGGCCGGCAGGCUCAAAGACUCUGAAGCAGAGUCAGAAGAGGAAUGUCGAUCAAACAGAACUUGAGCUGGAGCGUGGCAUUGGUUGGAAUGACUCGUAUGCUGCCAAAUACGCCGCGAACUGUGGUUACAGUGUUACAGCUAACGGCAAGUCGUCUUCGACGUCUAACGGCAGUGAGGACCACAUCAGCUCCCAGGAGGCACAUGGCAUCCAUGGAGGCAUUCACAAAUCCAUGAGCGUCGUGAUCAGCAGAGAUUGA